Messenger RNA from Tinamus guttatus (white-throated tinamou), 976 nucleotides. The record is from RefSeq and is a predicted model, not a curated record. Lineage: Eukaryota; Metazoa; Chordata; Aves; Tinamiformes; Tinamidae.
AUGGGCGGCCUCCCAGGGCCCCAAGCCGGCAGACACGACUCCAAAAAAAUAAAACCAAAAAGGGUGCCAGCCAUCUCUUCUGCCUCGGUUAUUUUUUCAGAUGCCCGCACUCAGCGUGAGUUCGAUGAGAGCCAUAUCAUUACUGCACGCAAGAUUGAACAGAGUCCUACAGGGGAGUAUCUGGUACCGGAUUUGGAGGAGUUGGAGUGUGUCAGAUACUGUGUUGUGUAUGAUUGCGAGACCAGCUCUUUGGAUUUCUGUGACAAUGAGAAAGAGGAGAGUGAAAAAGGGGCCAGUGCGUCUUCAGAGAUUGAAAAUGCUGAGUCAAGUUCCCUAUGUUCAUUGAAUGCUGAGGAAGGAACUGCUGUUCGAUACGGCAAAGACUUAGAACAGUUCACCCGCCACCCUGUGCUCAUCCUGAGGGGAGGAUACAGGCGUUUUACAGCCUCCUAUCAUUUUCUAAGGACUCAGAAGUUAUUCUGGAUGCCUCAGGAACUAGAUAACUUGAAGCCAUACCCAGUAGAGAUACUGCCUGCAAAGUUAUAUAUGGGCAAUUUCGAACAGUCAUGUGAUCCAAAAAUUCUCAAGGAUUUGAAGAUCAAAGUGCAAGUCAACAUUUCUAAGCAGCCUUCAGCACUGUUUGCAGAAGACAAGCUCCUCCAUAUAUCUGUUCCAGAUUCUCCCAAUGCAGAUCUUUUCUCUUCCUUUUCCACUAUUUGUCAUUUCAUAGACGCUCAGAUAAAUUAUGGAGCAGUGCUGGUGUACUCUAACCUGGGGAUAAGCCGGAGCAGCACAGUAAUCAUGGCCUAUCUUAUGCAUUCCUCACAAUUUACCCUGAAGGAAGCUUGGGAAUACGUUCAGAAAUGCAAAACAAAUAUGAGACCAAACCGGGGCUUUGUGAAACAACUUUCAUAUUGGGAGGCCCAAAUCUAUGGAAUCACAAUCACAGACAUCACUGAACCAAAGUAUUGACAGG